AAUGUGUUCAUCCAGUAAACUGAUUGUGGUGUGACUACUCUCCAAAAUAGGCCAGUCGUGUUUCCAAAUAAAAGGAGCUGAUAUCACAAUGAUGCUCAGAGUUGUGUUGGCAUUGCUGUUGCCGGCAGCUGCGUUUCAGUCGCCUCGGCCCAGAGACUGCAGCAACAUCUACAGGUCUGGGUCGGGUCUGGAUGGAGUUUACACCAUCUACCCAGCAGGCCCCACCUCUCCUGUGCUGGUUUACUGUGAUAUGGGCAAAGAUGACCUUGGUGGCUCUGCAGAAAAAUGGACGGUGAUUCAGAGAAGACAGGAUGGCACAGUCAACUUCUUCAUGAAGUGGGAUCAUUACAAAUCUGGAUUUGGGAAUGCUGCUGGAGAGUACUGGUUGGGCUUGGAAGUAAUGCACCUGCUGACUCAAGACAGAAAUUAUGAGCUGAGGGUGGACAUGGAGGACUUUGAUGGUCAGAAGGUGUUUGCUCAUUAUUCUGCCUUCUCUGUUGGUCCAGAGUCUGAGGGAUACAAGCUGAACCUGGGAAAUUUCAUAAAGGGGGCAGCAGGAGACUCUCUAAGCUAUCACAGCGGAAAGAAAUUUACAACCACUGACAAAGAUCAAGACGAGCAUGUCUCAAACUGUGCCCGGCUCACAUAUGGUGGAUUCUGGUAUGGGAAUUGUUUCAAUGCCAACCCAAACGGUAUCUACACCUGGGGUCCUUCACCCCAUGCAGUUGGUGUGCAAUGGAAGACUUUCAAAGGGCUCGACAACUCUCUAAAAACCAUGAUAAUGAAAAUCAGACCAGUUGAUGGGUAAAACCGGGAGAAAGACAUCAUGAAUAUGGCCUAACGCAUUAACCCAAUUCCUUGCUACAGAGAACACACAACUCCAGUUGUCUUCAAUGUUCAAACAACAGAUGGAGAAGUUUUUGAAUUUUAAUGUUUUUAAUUUGAAAAUUAUGUAUUAAUCCCAAGAGGGAUUUGUGGUAAGCUGUCAAUGACUGGACAACUUUCUAACAUCAAUAUUCCCCUGUGAUUUUGUUGAUUCAUUACACAGACAAAGCAUAUUAUUAAAAAAAAUCCUCUUAUUGGUGUUAUGUACUUUUCAAACUUGCUAAUAAACUGAAUUUGGGCUUUAGAUUUUCUGUCAAU
Molecule: messenger RNA, 1143 nt
Organism: Xiphophorus hellerii (green swordtail)
Lineage: Eukaryota; Metazoa; Chordata; Actinopteri; Cyprinodontiformes; Poeciliidae
Product: microfibril-associated glycoprotein 4-like
Exons: 6
Coding region: 89-808 (239 amino acids)
Biological process (GO): elastic fiber assembly
Source: RefSeq, a predicted model, not a curated record